GGUUUUUGUUCAUCUUUCUCUCUUGCUCAAACUCAAGGGGUGUAAAAGAAAAAAAGGGAAGAAAAGGGAAGAAAACGAAAACUCAAGAAAAAAGCCGUACGGGCUAAAAUUAGUGCACGCCGGCGACCCGACCCGUCAAAGUCACGCUCCGUUCAGACACCAUCUCCGACCAGCGCUAUUUCCGCCUGAAUCAUCAGUACGAGAACAUAUCUUACGAUCAGAGUUGAAUUGGAGAAAGAGGUGAUAGCAGCGCUAGGCCAAAUAAAUGGAUAGACAGAAUCAAAGAAUAGAGCAGGGAAUUGUCGAAGGAUGUUCAUCACUAGAAUCAAGAGGAUCUGUUUUUGGAAAAUAUUCUGAUGCAGACAUGCUUUUUAAGCUGAAAAGAAUUGCUCUGGAUCCUUGUGAUCCCAAAGCUAGCUUCGGAAAAUCUGGAUCAUUGUUGAACCAAACACUAAGAGUGCGAAAAGUCUUGUCUAUUGGUGACCUUGACUGCCCACGGAGAAAGAGAAAGCUCCAACUUUACAUCAAAGGAAACUUGAGAAACGCUCCCAACCUUCCAUUGGAGACAUUUGACAACAAAAGUAAGGAAAAAAAGAGUAGAAGACAGUUGUCCCAUGCAUCGACUGUUUCAUGCUUUAACAGUUCAGUGAAAUCCAAAAGUUUUGAAAAAAAUGCAGUCCCGACUUCACAUAGCCCAACGAGCUUAUUAACAUUUGAAGCGAGUCUUCAAGAGCGAAUGUUUUCAGAAUCCUUUCUAAACGCUGUAGAUAUGGGUCCUCCUGCCAACUAUAUUUCUUCUGUAAUUGAUUCCGACGAAUCUGUAAAUGGCUCAGACCACUUGAGCCCUGUGGACCUAACCCUCACCCCCAUCGAAGCACCAUUGCUUGCCUUGGAUGAACUGAUUCACAAUUCAAAGUCAUUGACUAGGAAAGGAUCAAAGACCAGGCAUCUUCAAUCACCUCGUGGGUCCAUUACCAUUAGGUUAGAGAGCUUCACAGAUGAUCCCUCUCCAAAGAUGGUUGUUCCAGUUGGGCCCCGUUUUCAGGCUGAAAUUCCCGAGUGGUCCGAACCAGUUGGCUAUAGACAAGCUCAUGGUGGUUCUGAUGAUUCAAGAUGGUUAGGAACCAAAGUCUGGCCUAUUGAAAUGGGCAAUACCAAACAAUCCACUAAAUAUGUUGGAAAAGGCAGAGCAGAGUCUUGCACUUGCCAAUCUCCAGGCUCAGUUGAGUGUGUUCAAAGCCAUGUUCUAGAGGAGAGACUCCGUCUCAAAUGUGAUCUUGGCCCUGCGUUCUCAGCCUGGAAAUUUGAUGAAAUGGGGGAACAAAUGUUGAAGUCAUGGACAGCCGAGGACCAAAAGACUUUUGAGCCAUUGGUGAAAAAGAAUCCACACUCAAAUGGAAAGAAGUUUCUGAAGCAGGCCUUGAAGUCUUUCCGUUCUGAUCUUAGGACAACUGCAGUCAAUUAUUACUUCAAUGUCUUCCUCCCAAGACGCAUUAGUAUGCUCACACGGAUGUCACUGGCUGAGCUAGUUGACACUGAUGAUGAGGCAGAAGAUUCUAAUAACUUGCUUUUGCGUGACAUAUGUGAUGGCAAAAGUGUUAAUCCUGGGAGGUCCAAUGAUGUAAAAAGAACCCGUUACUUGCGUCUCAGGACUUGAUCAUGAACACUGGAAGAUCAGUGAAUAUGAUGUAACCUUCCAAAGGUUUUGCUUGGUAGCUUUGUUAUUAUAAUGCAGUUUAAUUUCUGUUUAGUCAUUUAGUCAAGAGUCACUCUCCAACUUAUGGUGUGGAGGGGGAGGGGGGAGUUCUUUUUAGGAUGGUUUAAUUUUAGUUUGGUUUACGAACUGGCUGCUUUGGUACAUGGCCCAAGUGUGUUAAAGAAAUACAUGUACAAUGAUUAAUGGGAAAAGGUGCAAAUAGGCCCAUGUACUAACCAAAAAAGGUCAAAUAAGCCCUUAUUUAGGAGGUUCUGGCCGGCUGUCGCCAUUUGGGAUGGUUCCCGUUGGAAUUUUUUGAUGAAUUUUUUUGACCAUAUUAUUCAUUAAGUCUAGUUUACGCAUACCAAAUUUCAGCUAAAACUUCAAUCGGGAAGACAUUCAAAUGAAUUCUUGAACAUAACGGCGCAGUUAGAAGCACAGUUAUCUUCAAGAAUUCAUUUGAAUGCCUUCCCGAUUGAAGUUUUAGCUGAAAUUUGAUAUGCGUAAACUAGACUUGAUGAAUAAGAUGCUAAAAAAAUUUCAUAAAAAAAUUCCACCAGGAACCACCCCAAAUGAUGACGGCCGGACAGAGUCUCCUAAAUAAGGGCUUACUUGACCUUUUUUGGUUAGUACAUGGGCCUAUUUGCACCUUUUCCCAUGAUUAAUUGAUACAACCCCAAUCUCUAAUCUGUGUUAUGGACAAUGUAGUAAAUUGAGAGCAGCUAGUGUGGUGCUAGCAAUGCCAUAAGUGGCAUUCUGGUCACUGGCGCCUAUCACCUAGUCAAGUAGCUAGGUAAAUAGAACUAAGGAUGUUUUUAGGUGGACUGUAAUUUGCUGGUCUGGUCUUGUUUGGUCUGAAUUGGUCUGGUCUGGUCUCUUUCUAUUUUUAUAACUAUCCAAGUCUGGCCUGUUUUGGUUUGGAACAGAUUACAGUCCAAGUAAAAGCAUCCAAAAAAAUUGAGUUGGGCAUGGCCCAUGCGGAUUUUUUUGCAGCUUAAUCAGAUAGUUUCAUAAACUCCUUUAAAAAAAAAACAUGUCAUGUGGUCCCUGUACUUGGUGUCUAGUCGUAUCCUCGCCAGCAAGCAGUGUCGGCAAACCAUUUUGUAUCGGUGACCAAGUCCCACAUGCGAAAUCUAGUGAUCCCUCAAAACAAUAUUCUCUUUCUGCUUCAGCUUAAAAACGUCUACCUUCUCCGAACGAGAUCCCCAAUCAAACGUGAGCAAAUCCAGCCACCCCUCAUCUCCCUUGAGCCCAUCUUGUGUUUCCCCUGCAAUUGCAGAACCGUUGUGUAACACGGCGCUUCUACGGAUGCAACUCGAAUGCUCUUUCCUUCUCUAGCGAAGAAAACUCACCAUCAUGCUUAAAACCCCUUGUAUGGCUAGUAUGGGCCAAAUCUCCGGCGAUAAUACCCUUUGGAUUUCCUUUCUCAAAUCAGCAAACUAAUAUCAACAACGUCGGUGAAUUCUAUCUAGUGAAAAAUCCCCACAAUCAGUAAAAAAAUCUUUUGAAAUCUUCAAAUUACCCUUGUAGGCCACUAAAUUCGGGAAUCCGUAAAUUCGGGAAUUCGUGAACGCGGCUUUCCCUUAAGAAGAACCCUAUAGCAUAGCUUAACUGCGACGGGGACAAAAAAGUGACAUGAAACAAAGCUUCAGGAACAAAGAAGCAUUAUUUAUGGAGCCUAUAUUGGCGAAAAGAGUUGAUGAUAAACGGGAAGAUGGCCAAAUAGACCAUAAAAGUGAACCGGAAGAAAGUCCUCAGGCGGACUCGUCGGCGAGUAUGACACUGGAGCUGCUGGAAAACACAAAGCUUUUCUCUUUAACUAUCAGUACCCUCACAACAACUUUUCAAACCAACCUAUGUAGGAAAAAAACCUAGGCAUUUAAGCAUAGUAAUCCGGCUUUGAGGAUGUAUAAGCGUCAAUUGUAGUAAUAAUACCGAUAAGAUACCAGGUUGAUCCGCAAGAGAAUGUUUGUUUAGUAAAGCUCAUAUUUUGAAAAUUAAACUAUAGAAAAGAUGUAAAGUGUGGAGACUUUCUCUUGAAUGUAUGAUAACAUAAUCAAGACAUUGAAAUCCACUUAAAUGUUUUUAGAGUUCAAUAAACUCUUAUGAGUACGAUAUCAUUAUUAUAUAUUUAUAUUCUUGACUUAGGUUAAGGCAGAGAGUGUGAAGUUCGCUAUGUGUGAGUCCUGUUAUGUCAGACAUUCAUCUAGAAAAAUCUUCAUUAAGAUAUCACGCAUAUAUCAUACAAGUUCGGAUAAGUUUUCAUAUUCAAUACUUGUAUGGUCUAUCCUUUGGAGAACGAUCUAUACUACAACUUUCUUUGACUAUAUAAACUUCUAGAUAUUAUGCAUCAUAGAUGUAUAGGUUUAUUUGUAAGGAGAGUAAAAUGCGAAUUAUUCUUCUAGUCACCGGUAGAUAUUCAACGCUAAUUACUUCAUAUCAAGACAUAGAUUAUGCUAUUAUAUUGUGUAACAUUUAUGGAUAAUUAAAUUUUAAGCAGAAUAAAUCAUAAUACAUUGACCUAGAAUAAAUAGGAAAAAUAAGUGGGCGUAGAUUCAUCCCGAUUCUUGACUUAAGGAUUUAGUCUCUAAUGCUCAUAUUAAUCAAGAUUAUAAUACUUCAAAUGUAAAAGGAAAUGAAAAUGCAAAGAAAAUAUUACUUAAGCAUCAAUGGUUGCAAAAAAUGAGUUUCCCAAACUCAAGAACACCAUAGAAAAGAAAGAAUAAAUAUAAAAGCUAGUAACUAACUAAUGUAUUGAUUCUUUGGGAUAGAUUGGAUGGUUUAAAUAGGAUAGAAAAUGGCUUCUAAUAGUCUAUUCAUGAUCCUUAAUCAGUUGGGGGGAAGGGGGGGGGGGGAAUCUGAACCAUGCUCUCCAAUUAUCUUCACUUCAAUUCAAGAAUCUUGCACGUCGUGGUGUUUUAUGCAGAUUUGGGCAGAUCCAAUGCCGGUUAGGGGGUGUUCAGUACUGGUUUUGAGGCUCUUAAUAUCUUCAUAAAACAAGUGGGCAUGCUGCCAGUCAUUGUUUUCUGCCCGUUUCCAGUGCCGGUUUGGUCCGUGUUUGGUGUCGGUUCCGUCUUUAACUGCAAUUUGCUUUUUUUGCUUCGAUGGUUGAUAUGCAGUAAUUGUUAGUGCAUAAGUUGUGUUUUUUGCUUUGAUGGUUGAUAUUCACAAUUUUUCAGCUACCUUUAUUAUGAGUUUGUAAUCAUUUGUUUGAGUUGAAUUGUUUUUGUGUUUUAGCUUUCAUUUGUAAGUUGCAAAGUAGUAUGAAACUUAGUGAUGUUGAUGAAGAACUUUGCACUCAAGGAAUCUGCCCAGAUGACAUACCCGGUCGGGUAUGGUCUUUACUCGGUCGGGUAUGAAGUGAAAUUGAAAGCUGCUGCGAAACUGCACUCAUUCCUGGUUGGGUAUGUACCUUCACCCGGUUCGUUAUGACUUGACUUCGGGAAAAUAGACGUGCUCAUCAACACAAAGAUGUGGGUGAAGAUUUGAUUUUGACCAAUACCCGAUUGGGUAUCCGGUGCAGCUUGACGAAAAUACCUAUAAAUAAUACACUUUUCCUUCACAUUUCAUCAUUCCUAGCAUGCUUCGUCUCCGAAUGAGGAGCUAAACUCCUAUUUCUCGGUUUUGGUCUUGAAGCUUGUUGAAUGUUAAAGUUGUGUGUUAUUUUCUUAACUUCUUCCCUUGAAUAAUAAUUCUUCCCUUAUUCUAUCUAUAUAUUAAUGUUGGAGAGUGUUUCUAAUUGAUG
Messenger RNA from Cuscuta epithymum, 5441 nucleotides. NCBI's taxonomy places the organism in Eukaryota, Viridiplantae, Streptophyta, Magnoliopsida, Solanales, Convolvulaceae. The record is from the annotation of a GenBank genome assembly.